AUGACCAAAAGUCCCUCUCCACCUCUAAACGAGGCAUACCCGGUUGGAGGUCCAUCAUGGGCAGUGAAACUCGGAAGAAGAGAUUCAACAACUGCAAGUCAUACACUUGCAGAAACUGAUCUUCCUGGUCCAUUUGAUCCUCUUAAUAGGCUUAUUUCUAGUUUUGCGAGCAAAGGCCUUAGCACAAUGGAUAUGGUUGCUUUAUCAGGAGCACAUUCAAUAGGCCAAGCACAAUGUUUCCUUUUUCGCGAUAGGAUUUAUGGCAAUGGAACAGACAUUGAUGCUGGAUUUGCUAGCACAAGAAGACGUCAAUGUCCUAAAGAAGACCAAAAUGGAAACCUAGCUCCACUUGAUUUGGUUACACCUAAUCAAUUGGAUAACAAUUAUUUCAAGAACUUGAGGCAAAGAAAAGGUCUUCUUCAAUCAGAUCAAGUCCUUCUUAGUGGUGGAUCUACUGAUGAUAUUGUUUCUGAAUAUAGUAACAGUCCUCGCGCAUUUGCCUCUGAUUUUGCUGCUGCUAUGAUUAGAAUGGGAGAUAUUAGUCCCCUAACUGGUCAAAAUGGGAUCAUAAGAACUGUCUGCGGCUCCCUAAAUUGAUCAUUCAAAAGCCUAUUACAUGUAUUUUGUAUUCAUUUGAUUCUUUAAUUCUCUAUGUAAUGUUUCAA
Molecule: messenger RNA, 665 nt
Organism: Nicotiana attenuata
Lineage: Eukaryota; Viridiplantae; Streptophyta; Magnoliopsida; Solanales; Solanaceae
Product: lignin-forming anionic peroxidase-like
Exons: 3
Coding region: 1-597 (198 amino acids)
Biological process (GO): response to oxidative stress
Molecular function (GO): heme binding; peroxidase activity
Source: RefSeq, a predicted model, not a curated record